Talpa occidentalis (Iberian mole) is the source of this 2829-nucleotide messenger RNA. RefSeq names its product ADAM metallopeptidase domain 7 (gene ADAM7). The record is from RefSeq and is a predicted model, not a curated record. Gene Ontology annotation, cellular component: plasma membrane. The transcript is spliced from 24 exons. Gene Ontology annotation, biological process: proteolysis. The coding region runs from base 1 to 2829 and encodes 942 amino acids. NCBI's taxonomy places the organism in Eukaryota, Metazoa, Chordata, Mammalia, Eulipotyphla, Talpidae. Gene Ontology annotation, molecular function: metalloendopeptidase activity.
AUGAAGAUUGAAAAGCAGAGGGUCAGAAAAACUCACAAGAAGAAAGGAGAAAAGGCCAUCCUUGAAGUAAAGGGUCAAGAACUGGUUUAUCCUAAAAAACUUCCGUUGAUGCAGAAGCGUGACGUUGGGCACAGCCAUGACCAUGAGAUAGAGGAAACUUAUGAAGAAGAAUUGUUGUAUGAAUUAAAACUAAGAAGAAAGAUCUUAAUACUUCACCUUUUAAGAUCAAGGGAAUUCCUUGCAUCAAAUUACAGUGAAACAUACUACUCGAUAAAAGGAGAGAUCACCAAGCAUCCUCAAACCAUGGAGCACUGCUUUUACCAAGGAUCCUUCAUCCACGAACUUGAUUCUGCUGCCAGUAUUAGCACGUGUAAUGGUCUAAGGGGAUUCUUCAGGAUCUAUGACCAAAGGUAUCUCAUUGAACCAGUAAAAUACACAGAUGAUGGAGAACAUUUGGUUUUCAAAUAUAACCCAAAGACACAGUAUGCUGCCAAUUUUUCUUGUACAGAGUUCUAUAUUACUGGGACAAAAGUUCCAAAGGAUAAUACUAAAUCCAUGGAUGACUCAAAAAUGGAAAACAUUCAUAAAGAAAAUUACAUUGAACUGUUCAUUGUUGCUGAUAAUAGUGUGUAUCGCAGGAAUAAUCAUCACAGUAACCUCAGGAAUCGAGUUUGGGGAAUGGUCAAUUAUAUCAACAUGAUUUAUAAAACUUUGGAUAUUCAUGUGACACUAGUUGGCAUUGAAAUGUGGACAAAUGGAGAUAAGAUAGAAAUAGAUGCAAAUUUAGAAACGACCUUAAAGCGUUUUUCUGCUUGGCAAGAAGUAAUCCUUAAAAAAAGGAAGAAUUUUGAUCAUGUUCUGUUACUCAGUGGGAAGUGGCUCUACAAACAUGCACAAGGAACUUCUUACUCAGGUGGUAUGUGCCUGCCCUACUCCUCCUCUAGUGUUGUUAAGGAUCUUAUACCUGACCUGAAUAUAGUUGCAAGCAGAAUAGCCCAUCAGCUGGGGCACAACCUGGGGAUGCAACAUGAUAAUUACCCCUGUACCUGCACUUUGGGAAAAUGUGUGAUGGAUACCAGUGGAACCAUUCCUGCACUAAAAUUCAGUAAAUGCAGCAGAAACCAGUUUCUGCAGUUCCUGAAAGAUUAUAAUCCAACAUGCAUGAUCAAUAUACCAUUUUCUGAUAAGUUCCAUGAUUUCUCAUAUUGUGGAAACAAGAAGUUGGAUGAGGGCGAAGAAUGUGAUUGUGGCUCUAUUCAGGAGUGCACUAAUCCUUGCUGUGAUGCACAAAAAUGUAUGCUGAAGCCAGGAUUUACUUGUGCAGAAGGAGAAUGCUGUGCAUCUUGUCAGCUCAAAGAAAAAGGGUCCGUUUGCAGACCCGCAAAAGAUGAAUGUGAUUUUCCUGAAGUGUGCACUGGCUCCUCCUCUGGAUGCCCUCAGGAUCAAUUCCAAGUGAAUGGAUUUCCUUGCAAGGAUGCAAAGGGCUACUGCUUCAUGGGGAAAUGUCCCACCCGGGAUGAUCAGUGCUCUGAAUUGUUUAAUGACGAGGCAAAAGACAGUCUUGAUAACUGUUACAAGAUGAAUAAAAAAGGAAAUAAAUUUGGAUACUGCAAAAACAAGAAAAAUGGAUUAAUUCCCUGUGAGGAAAAAGAUGUCAAAUGUGGAAAACUACACUGCACCAGAAAGCAGCUCCCAUCUCUUCUUGAGGAAGAAGAAAUUGAUCACCUCAAGACAGUUAAAAAGCAGAAUAGCACCGCUGAAUGCAAAGCCCUUUCAGAGCACAAUUAUGGAGAUGUUGGCCUGGUUGCUCCUGGAACUAAAUGUGGAGAUGGAAAGGUGUGCAUCGAUAGUGAAUGUGUGCAUAUUGAAAACGCCUACAGUUCAACCAGUUGCUCCUCUCAGUGCGAUGAUUAUGCUGUGGGUGACCAUAAAUUCAAGUGUCAGUGUGAGGAAGAACAAGCACCUGCCUACUGGGAAGAAAGUUUAAGUAUUACCAAUAUCUCCAUCCUGGUGGUUGUGCUCGUCCUGGUUAUUAUUGGUGUUGGGAGUGUUGCAUUAUUAAUUCGUCACCAAAAGUGCAUUAAGUUGAAGCAAAUUCAGAGCCCACCUGGAGACACGCUGGGCGUGGAGAAUAAGGGAUACUUUGGUGAUGAGCUGCAGAUAAGGUCUGAGCCGAUCUUACAAGGUGUCCGUCCCUUCCAGCGAAGAACUGAGUCUUUAGAGAGACUUCCAACCAGCUUUUCAAGUCCUCACUACAUCACACUGAGUCCCGCAAGUAAUGACAUGAGAGGAACAGCAGAACCUAACUCAAAUGCCAAAUUGAAUCUGCAGGCACAUGAGGAUGGGUGCAUUAAAGACAAAGGAAUCUCAGGGAAAGACACAUGGAGUAGAACCUUUGUACAUUAUAGCCGGAAGAGAGAAUCCUUCAAGUCAAAAGCAAAGGAGUUAUCCAGAGAACCCUCAGUCCUGACUUGCCUGUUGGAGAUGAAUGAGUCAGAGGCUCCGGCAUCUGCAGUUCCCGUUGUCCUGCAGAGAAUGGGUCUGGAGGCAGCCUCUGCUCUGUGUUCCCUUUCUGACUUCAGCCCCAGAGAACUAGUGAGUCGUCUUCCCCUUUCAACAGCCCUGGAGUCAGCAUGCUGUUCUUCCUGGCCCAACCACACUUGCUUCCUGCUGGGUUUAUUCCAUUCACAGGCUGUGCUGAGGCAGCUCUCACCUGAGCCCAACAUGAUGUGUAAUCCUAUCCGAUUACCACCUGCAGGUCAUUCAGAGGCUACACAAAGGCAGGAGAGGGAGGCAAGAAGAGGAGUCUUUAUUUUCUGUGCCCUGUAG